UUUUGAGUUUGGUUAGUCAUUGCAAGGCCUUCCCCAAGCCCCCACCCAAAUACACUGUAAAAAUACCAAGUUUGUAUGUAUAAUUAAAGCAAUUUUAUAUAUCAAUCUUCCGUUGGAAAUCACCUUGUCCGUCGUUGGCGGUGAGAGAAAAAGUGUUAAAUAGUUGGGAUUCGAUGAUUGUGGGGUAUUUAUAAGUAGCCAAGCAUUUACUUAAAUAGUUUUAGUUCAUAACCAACUCACUCCCCGUGUGCAUCGCAAAACGGUGUGAGGAGAGUUCUUGGGUAUAUUUCUCUUUUUGUGUAUUUUUUUUUUUCGUUUAAAUUAUUUGUCGGAAGAGUGUCAGCAAGUUUAUUUGGCACAAGUUGUGGUGUGACAUAUUGUAAGUGUGAUAUCAGAUUUUGUUUAACCGAAGAACUUUUAAGAGAGUUUAGUAGCGCGACAGCAGCCAAAAUGCCCGCAAACGGCCAAUUGAAUGUGGAUGUGCAAACAGUGGAGGAUUUCCAUAUGUCUAGUGGUUCAGAGAGUGCUGGAUUAUCCGAAGAAGAUGAGGAAUUUGCCCAUCAGGCGGAUAUCAAUAAAUUCGGUGGUAUGAAAAUGGAUAAAAUGAAGAGUGAUACAGAUGGGAAUUCCGAUGUACGGUAUCAGAGUCAGACAAAUCGGACUCAUGAAAAAUUUCUGCGUGAGUGCAUUGAGGAAUUAUUGGAGAAGGCCAUCUUCUCCGGUACUGAUAGGUCAAGUCGAGUCCUCGAGUGGCGCAAUCCCGAAGACUUGGCCAGUACACUUGAUCUUGACCUGUCCACCGAUGGUGUGACGGACAGUCAACUUCUUGACCAUAUACGACAGACUAUAAAGUAUUCCGUAAAGACGGGCCAUCCAUACUUUGUCAAUCAACUCUUUUCCACCGUUGAUCCCUACGCCCUGGCCGGACAAUGGGUAACAGACGCCCUCAAUCCCAGCGUCUACACCUAUGAAGUCGCACCCGUAUUCACCCUCAUGGAAGAGGUUGUUUUACGUGAACUGAGAAAAAUCGUCGGAUUUCCCAAUGGUGAUGGUGAUGGUAUUUUUGCACCUGGCGGCUCAAUUGCAAACGGAUAUGCAAUUAGUUGCGCAAGAUACAAAUGUAUGCCAGAUGUGAAGGCCAAAGGACUUCACGCAAUGCCACGUUUGGUGUUGUUCACAUCCGAGGAUGCUCACUAUUCUAUUCAGAAGUUGGCCUCAUUUAUGGGUAUCGGUGCCAAUAAUGUAUACUCAAUACGUACAGAUGCAUGUGGUAAAAUGCAAAUGGAUCAUUUGGAGAGCGAGAUUUUGCGUUCCAAAUGUGAAGGUGGCCACCCUUUUAUGGUAUCAGCCACGGCAGGUACGACAGUGCUGGGGGCAUUCGAUCCACUCACCCAAAUUGCCGACCUGUGUGAGAAAUACCAGCUUUGGUUCCAUGUGGACGCAGCUUGGGGUGGUGGAGCACUGGUUUCUCCAAAAUAUCGCACGCUCCUAGCCGGAAUUGAAAGGGCUGACUCAGUGACAUGGAAUCCACAUAAAUUAUUGGCAGCACCUCAACAGUGCUCAACAUUCCUCACUCGACACACUAAUCUGCUGAAGCAAUGCCAUUCCUGUAAUGCUUCAUAUCUAUUUCAAAAGGAUAAAUUCUACGACACUAAAUAUGACACUGGCGACAAGCACAUUCAAUGUGGGCGUCGUGCUGAUGUCUUUAAGUUCUGGCUGAUGUGGAAAGCUAAGGGUACCAUGGGACUACAGAAGCACACGGAAAAGGUCUUUGAGAUGGCAGAAUAUUUCACUGAACAAAUACGCCAGAGGAGUGACUUUGAGAUGGUUGUGAAUGAGCCAGAAUGCACAAAUGUCUGCUUCUGGUACUUGCCGCCAAGUCUGAGGGAUUGCCCGCGUGAUGAGGUGUUUUGGGCUAAAUUGCACAAGGUAGCUCCGAAAAUCAAGGAACGAAUGAUGAAGGACGGCUCCAUGAUGAUCACAUACCAACCACUGAGGCAGAAACCAAAUUUUUUCCGUCUUGUCCUACAAAAUUCAUCCCUUGAGAAAUCAGAUAUGCUGCACAUAAUUAACAAAAUUGCACAACUUGGUGAGGAUUUGUGAGGCAGUGUAAAAUGAAUUAUUUAGAAGGGAAGUUUUCCAUCUCCUAUGUUUAUAUCACAUCCCCCUUCCCUACCCCCCUUCACAUAUACAUAUAUAUAAUACUUCACAGAGAUAAUUCCCAUACAGCUGAAACUUUCUGUAAAUACCAGAUUUCUUAAUUAAUCUACCCUCUUCCACUUGGAUGAUAUUUUCUGAUAUAUACUUAGAAGAAGAAGAAAAAAAACCUACCCCAAAGUACACGAAAGAGAGCAAGAGCGAGUGAUGAAAAAAAAAUGUGAAGAAAGUUAUUUUAAUGAAUGAUCUAAAAAUGUAGAUAUGAGACGAAAUAAAGAUAUCCCAUCCAAUCCAUUAGAGAAA
Molecule: messenger RNA, 2460 nt
Organism: Phlebotomus papatasi
Lineage: Eukaryota; Metazoa; Arthropoda; Insecta; Diptera; Psychodidae
Gene: black
Product: cysteine sulfinic acid decarboxylase
Exons: 3
Coding region: 451-2103 (550 amino acids)
Biological process (GO): carboxylic acid metabolic process
Cellular component (GO): cytoplasm
Molecular function (GO): carboxy-lyase activity; pyridoxal phosphate binding
Source: RefSeq, a predicted model, not a curated record